UCACCAGCAUUAAGCCCAGCACGAUGAGAGACGCGUCUCACCAUAAACAUGUGUGAAGGGUUUUAGAGGUUCGUCUGACUUCAGCAAACCUCUCUGUGAUGAGAUACAGGCUGAUGAACAUUUGCGUGCAUCGCGCUUUAUCAGAGAAGAACUGAGGAACGCGCGCUACACAGGCACGUCAGCGCAGCUCCUGAUUUCUGCAGCUUGCACCCCCUGUUGAUGUGAAAGAUGAGUUUGUGUGGAAGAAAGGCACUGACACUCCUCAGCAGUGUGUUUGCUGUGUGUAGUCUGGGGCUGCUGGGCAUUGCCGUCAGCACUGACUACUGGCUCUACCUGGAAGAGGGGGUCAUCCUGCCUCUCAAUCAGAGCACUGAAAUUCGUAUGUCUCUCCAUUCAGGGCUUUGGAGGGUCUGUUUUCUUGCAGAGUUACCAGCCCCAGCUCGAGUGUUACCAACUGUUAAAUCAGGAGAGGAGAAGGGUCGCUGCUUCACUAUAGAGUAUGUGAUGCCCAUGAAUGUUCAGAUGACAUCAGAAUCUACGGCCAGCGUCUUGAAAAUGAUCCGCUCUGCUACUCCUUUUCCACUGGUCAGUCUAUUCUUCAUGUUCAUUGGCUUUGUGCUGAGUAAUAUUGGACACAUCCGUCCUCAACGCACUAUUCUGGCCUUCAUCUCUGGAAUCUUCUUUAUCCUGUCAGGUCUGUCCCUGGUGGUUGGUCUGGUCUUGUAUAUAUCCAGUAUUAAUGAUGAGAUGUUGAACAGAACGAAAACGAAUGAAGCUUAUUUCAGUUAUAAAUAUGGCUGGUCUUUUGCUUUUGCUGCAGUCUCCUUCCUGCUUACUGAGGCAGCAGGUGUGAUGUCUGUCUACCUGUUUAUGAAACGGUACACUGCAGAGGAGAUGUACAGGCCACACCCAGGUUUCUACAGACCACGCCUCAGUAACUGUUCUGACUAUUCUGGUCAGUUCCUGCAUCCAGAUGCCAGGGCUCGUGGACGCAGCCCCUCAGACAUCUCCAGUGUAGCAUCCCUCCAAAUGAAUUCAAACUACCCUGCCCUUCUCAAGUGUCCUGACUAUGAUCAGAUGUCUUCAUCGCCCUGUUGAGAUUGCAAAUACACAUUAGUGAUAUCUGAGAAGAAGAGAGCUCUACAGCUAAUUCUUGAAGAUGCUGUGCCCAGAAAUGGCUUUGGCACUGGAGAUCAUGUGUGUUUGGACGUUAUUUACUUGUCUUUGAGAGCUUUCAGUACCAAUGCAGUUUUUCCUGAGUUUAAUACAUCAGUUGAUGGUAUCAUGUUAUUUGCAGUGCACCACACUGAUGUGCAGCAAAUAGUAGUUAUCGCUGCCUUUUUCUUAAAGGUGUGGGUUUUAUUUUAGAAUAUUUUUAUUCAAACAGUCAGUUGGUUCUUUGCAAUUUUUUAAUCAAAACUGCAGUUUUAAUUUAAAAAAGAUGUAUGUUUAAAAAAACCCAUAAAACUAGAAAUGAUGGUAUAAAAUAAGUAUUUAAAUUAUUAAAAUUAUUGACUAAUCGCAGCCAUGGACCGGCAUGCCUGUUUGUUAAAGCACUUACUAGAAAAGAAUAUAAUGUGACACCAUUAAUAUGCACUUGUCCUUAAUAACCAUAACACAGAGCUUAAAUAUUGAUGUUUUAUGUUAUUUUUAUGUGUUGUGGUGUCACUGAGGAAACUAGUUGUGGUCUUUAGAUGAAAAUGAAUUUUGUGUUUGAUAUGAAUGUUAAUAUUAUUCUAGACUUCUAGAUUAUUUAUUUUAUUUAUUUAUUUAUUUUUUAUUUUUAUUUAUUUAGUUAUUUAUUUUCUUACACUUUAUUUUGAUGGUCCGCUUUGGACAUUCUCUUGACUAUAAGCAACCUUGCACCUACAUUUCAACUAAUUCUCAAUAGACUAUUAGUUUAGUAUUAGUAGGCUGUUAUGGGUAGGGUUAUUAGAAUAAGAUAUUAGGGUUAAUAGAAUAAAUUGACAUGUACUUGCAGAGUUACUUAAAUUCAGGAGAAUGUCUGUUGGGGAGGGGGAAUCAAAAUAAAGUGUUAGCAGAUAUUAAGUACACAGUCUACUAAUACUCUACUAAUACUCUAUUAAGAGUUAGUAGACAUGUAGGAACAACUUACUUAUUGUCAACAAAAUGUCUAAAAUGUGUUACUUUUUGUUAUAUGCUAGUGCUUUACAUUCUGAUCUAAUCAGAAGAUCAACACAUCAAUGCUGGGUUAAAUAUGGACAAACCCAGCGAUUGGGUUGUUUUCACCCAGCCAUUUUUUUUUUUUUUUUCAACAAAAUUUUGGGUUAAUUUUAAGUCAGCCAUAUAGUAAUUUUUAAUCAAUAGUUGAGUUAAAUAAACAGCUUCACAAACGAGGGUCAUGGAUUUGCACAAAACAUUAACAUGACGGCACAUGCUAGUCGACGAGUUGAAUCAACUCCACAGCAACUACAUGAAUUUAUCCACUAACCAUUCAGAAACGUCCAGUUGCACUUCUUCUUGAGUCUUUCCAUCAGUGUCCCACUCUGGUUUGAACAAUGUAAGGCUGAACACCAUUACUGACACUCAUCAUGUUGGUUGCGUGAGAGUCUCCAGCUUUGUUGUUGUUGAGCACGAGCUGUUAAAGCUCCGCCCUCUUUUGAAAAGCGUGCUGGGAGCGGCAGCUCAUUUGCAUUUAAAGGGACGCACACAAAAACUGCAUGUUUUUGUUCACACCCAAAUAGUUGCAAAUUUGACAAGCUAUAAUAAAUGAUCUGUGGGGUAUUUUGAGCUGAAACUUCAGACACAUUCUGGGGACACCAGAGACUUAUAUUACAUCUAAUAUUACAAUUAUAUUACAUCUAUUACAUCUUUAACCGAACCGCUGGGUUUGUCCAUAUUUAACCCAACUUGGGUUGUUUUUAACCCAGCAUUUUUUAGAGUAUAUUAUAAGAAAUAAAUAGUGUAUUAUUGAUUGUUUCACUGCGGUAUAUAUUAUAAAAAGAAUAAACAUGUAAAAUUCUAUGUAUGUUUUAUAAUAAAUUUCUCCACUGUAUAUAUAU
Messenger RNA from Ctenopharyngodon idella (grass carp), 3023 nucleotides. RefSeq names its product calcium channel, voltage-dependent, gamma subunit 5a (gene cacng5a). Gene Ontology annotation, molecular function: channel regulator activity; voltage-gated calcium channel activity. NCBI's taxonomy places the organism in Eukaryota, Metazoa, Chordata, Actinopteri, Cypriniformes, Xenocyprididae. The record is from RefSeq and is a predicted model, not a curated record. Gene Ontology annotation, biological process: regulation of AMPA receptor activity; calcium ion transport; neurotransmitter receptor internalization. Gene Ontology annotation, cellular component: AMPA glutamate receptor complex; postsynaptic density membrane. The transcript has 7 exons. The coding region runs from base 229 to 1098 and encodes 289 amino acids.